Paramisgurnus dabryanus is the source of this 1637-nucleotide messenger RNA. RefSeq names its product zinc finger protein 362b (gene znf362b). Gene Ontology annotation, cellular component: nucleus. NCBI's taxonomy places the organism in Eukaryota, Metazoa, Chordata, Actinopteri, Cypriniformes, Cobitidae. Gene Ontology annotation, molecular function: RNA polymerase II cis-regulatory region sequence-specific DNA binding; DNA-binding transcription activator activity, RNA polymerase II-specific. Gene Ontology annotation, biological process: regulation of transcription by RNA polymerase II. The record is from RefSeq and is a predicted model, not a curated record.
CCAGAAGUGAACAGUCUGACCCGGAAGCUGUGCCGUGUGGAGGCGCAUAGAGAACAUCAGAUUCAUUUCUGCUCUAUUAAAGCAUCUCCUGCAACGAAAAACACACUGCAAUCGUUAUUGAAGAAGGAUGGCGGAGCCUCGAUUUAAUAAUCCAUAUUUCUGGCCACCCCCUCCCUCCAUGCCUGGUCAACUGGAUAACCUGGUUCUUAUCGACAAGAUCAAAGAGCAACUGAUGGCAGAAAAAAUAAGACCUCCGCAUUUGCCACCCACCACUGUCCCCUCACAGCAGACACUGCUGGUAUCCACAUCAUCUUCAGAUGGUGGGCAACAUGUGAUGUCAAUCCCCAAACUCCAGCAGGUGUCUGCUCUUCAGGCCCACAACUCCUCCCAACCUGAUAUCGCCCUGCACGCCCGCCCAGCAUCAAGCGCCAUUUCAGAGUUGAACAUUGAUGACAAGUCGACAGUAAAGGCAAAAGGAUUAUGGGAAGAUUGGCAUAUGCGACAAGCAGUGGUGGAUCAAGUCACCCGCGUAAACCAUCGCUCAGGCCUCACGUUGUCGUCCCGUACCGAGAGCCACAACACUUCUGAAGCCAUAACCCCCACCACCCCGACAUCCAGCAGUCAAAACCGUUUGGGAGGAGCACCGUCCUUAAACACCAUUUCAGGCCUGGCCAGUGGUCCCGGCAUUGAGCACGUCAAAAGCGGAGGUCUGAUUGGGAUGCUGGGACCUCAGAUUAAAGCGCCACGAGGUCGCAAGAAGAUUAAAGCGGAGAACACAGGUCCCCUACUUGUGUUGCCCUACCCACUUCUGGCUUCAGGCCCUGACCAAGCGGUUACAAUCGCUAAAGAGGGAAAAACGUACAGGUGUAAAGUGUGUCCGCUCACUUUCUUCAACAAGUCAGAGAUGCAAAUUCAUUCCAAGUCCCACACGGAGGCCAAACCUCACAAGUGCCCUCACUGUUCCAAAUCCUUCGCCAACGCCUCGUACCUCGCACAGCACUUACGCAUUCACUUGGGCAUUAAGCCUUACCACUGCUCCUAUUGUGAGAACUCCUUCCGUCAGUUAUCACACCUUCAACAGCACACCAGGAUUCAUACUGGUGACAGACCUUAUAAAUGUGCCCAACCUGGAUGUGAAAAGGCAUUCACACAACUUUCAAACCUGCAGUCUCACCAGAGGCAACAUAACAAAGACAAGCCAUACAAAUGCCCCAACUGCUACCGGGCCUACACAGACUCCGCCUCCUUACAGAUCCAUCUGUCAGCACACGCUGUGAAAAAUGCUAAAGCUUACUGCUGCAGCAUGUGCGGCCGGGCCUACACCUCAGAGACGUAUCUUAUGAAGCACAUGUCUAAACACACGGUGGUAGAGCAUCUUGUCAGUCAUCAUUCCCCACAGAGAACAGAAUCUCCCAACAUCCCCAUCCGCAUCUCACUCAUCUGAGCUUCCCUGCACUUCCUCGCUUGUUUUUCUUCCAUAAAGUUAAGUAUUCAGUUUAAUGCGCCGGUCUUCCGUCGAGAGGAAGAACGUCAAGGGAAGAUAUUGAGUCUUCUUUUAUUUGCCCCUCUACAUAAACCUAUUGGUCACAGCAGCUGCUGUCUGGAUCGAAUUGUUUGGAGGAAUUAUUUGAAUUUUA